Penicillium paradoxum is the source of this 4983-nucleotide messenger RNA. RefSeq names its product chromatin-remodeling ATPase INO80 (gene ino80). Gene Ontology annotation, cellular component: nucleus; Ino80 complex. Gene Ontology annotation, biological process: chromatin remodeling; DNA-templated transcription; DNA repair. The transcript has 4 exons. The record is from RefSeq and is a predicted model, not a curated record. Gene Ontology annotation, molecular function: DNA binding; ATP-dependent chromatin remodeler activity; ATP hydrolysis activity. Bases 1 to 4983 code for a protein of 1660 amino acids. Lineage: Eukaryota; Fungi; Ascomycota; Eurotiomycetes; Eurotiales; Aspergillaceae.
AUGACAGGCGCUCCGCCAUAUAACGCCCAGUCCCCGUCCCAACAGCCACGGUAUCCGGCCUACACCUCUCCCAAUAAGAACCACCCGUAUUACCCGAACAAUGAACAACCACCACAGUACCACCAGCACCCGCCCCAGACACCACCCGCGUUCGGCCCACCGUCCGUCGCGCGAAGCCCGCACUUUUCGCACGCGUCCCCAAUGCCCUCUACGUUACCACCGCCGUUGAAUGGAAGUGCGCCAUCUCACCCGCCUCACCCGGAAUCUUCACAAUACCAAGGGCAUUCGGCGGGUGGCUCUCAGUUACCGCUUCCGCGCCCCUACUCGGGCCCCGUGAUCACAGGCAACGGCGCCUCGCCGUAUAGCUCUGCGACACCGCACGGUCACCCACCUAGUCGCCCAGACGUGCAUUCGCAAUCUCCCACCAGAGAGUCCGAAUCACCAUAUCAUAUGCGAGGCAAUGGUGCUGGAUAUGGACCGUCCAUGAUGCGGGAGCCGAGACCGGCCUCGCCGCAGGGAGCCAAGCCUGCCCGAGCUGCAGACCCCAUGUCCUUCGCCAGCAUUCUUUCAGGCCCGUCGGAAGAGCAACCUGCGAGGAAAGCGUCGCCUCCUCCCGCCCUUGUCCACGCCCACACUCAUGCUCCCCCUCCCUUGGUGCACCGACACAUGGAUCCUACUCCUACGCUUGGAAAUUUGCAACCCAAACACGAGCACCGAAUAGACUUCGAUAGGCGUAUGGAUGUUCCCAGAGGAUCACACGCCACUAACGGGCUCGCCAAGCCAGGUGUAGAAUACCCUGCGCCCAUUCCGCGUGCACCGAUUCGGAGACCUUUCCCACCCGGUGUGGACAUGGAACAAGUCAAUCGAGCUGCGGCCGAGAUCGAUCACGCCGAAAAGAGCGACGUUGAAGACCCUGCGUUCAAUGCGGAACAAGAACGCUAUCGGGAGAAGGGCCACAAACGGUCAGUCGAAAGCAGUCGCGCAGAAGAGAUUCGACGAAAGCGGCGCCGCAAUGAGUUCCUGGUCGAUCUAGGCCGAUCCUUCGAAAGACAAGCCAUCCUUGGUACCGAACGAUUCCGGAGGAACAACGAAAAUGCUGUUAUGGCCGAGGUUCAGCAGAAGGAGAUUCAAGAUGAGAAGGAACGCAAGAAGGACAUGCAGCGCAAGCGCCGUCGCGAGAACACCGUGCGCCAGGAAAUGCAAAAGAAACUGGAGGCCGAGCGUAAAGCAAGCAAGGCUCAGGAACCUGGAGAACGGGCCAAAUUCUUGCGCGAAGCUGAGCGGGCUCAGAAGAAGAUUCGCACUACCAAGCGCGCUUUGGAGGGUGGUGAUGGCCAUGAUGAGCUUGGCGAGGUUACUCCGCUUGCUCCAAACCUCGAAGGCGGGACGACAAGUCAGUUCCAUAUCGGUCGUUCCUCGCCCAGCCGGCGUAGGUCAGGCCGCGCUGGUCCCGUCACCCGUCCCAAGAAAUCCAAGGAGCAGAAGCAGGCCGAGAAGGAUCUUGCCGAAGCUGCUUGGAAUGCUGGUUUGGAUGACGACUUGUAUCUCACUCCGAGUGCGAGAAAGGAUGCUCGACGUUCGAAGGAAGGAACUCCCAUGUCACAGCUACACUACGAUAGCAAGGGCUACAAUCAGAUCUACGAGCAGAUCUGGCGCGACAUCGCACGUAAGGAUAUCCCGAAGGUCUACCGUAUCAAAACUACUUCUCUCUCCACUCGCCAGGAGAACUUGCGCAAGACAGCCCAGCUGGCUAGUAAGCAGUCUCGCAAAUGGCAGGAGCGUACGAACAAGAGCACCAAGGACACCCAAGCCCGUGCUAAGCGGACGAUGCGUGAGAUGAUGUCAUUCUGGAAACGCAACGAGCGUGAGGAACGUGACUUGCGCCGUGUGGCUGAGAAGCAGGAGCUUGAGUCAGCCAAGAAGGCAGAGGCAGAUCGCGAAGCGAACCGUCAGAAGCGCAAGCUCAACUUCCUUAUCUCGCAAACAGAAUUGUACUCUCACUUCAUUGGACGCAAGAUCAAGACCGACGAGGCCCAGGGCGACAGUGCUGUUUCUGCUACCGGAGAGACCAUUCAACCAGGCAAGCCGAACGCUCAUACAAUCAAUCUCCCUGACAGUGUGGCCAAUCCUAACGCCAAGACCACGGCGUUUGAGGAUCUCGACUUUGAUGCCGAAGAUGAAACCGUUUUGCAACAGGCUGCCAUGGCCAAUGCGCAAAAUGCGGUGCAGCAAGCCCAGGACCGUGCUCGGGCCUUCAAUCAACCAGGAGAAGGUGACAAUAUGGCAGCGUUUGACGAUGGAGAGAUGAAUUUCCAGAAUCCUACUAGUCUGGGCGAUAUCGAGAUUUCGCAGCCAACCAUGUUGAAUGCUCAGCUCAAAGAGUACCAGCUCAAGGGUCUCAACUGGCUUGUCAACUUGUACGAACAGGGUAUCAACGGUAUCCUGGCAGAUGAGAUGGGUCUCGGUAAAACUAUCCAGUCCAUUUCCGUGAUGGCUUACUUGGCAGAGUUCCACAAUAUCUGGGGUCCUUUCCUGGUCAUUGCGCCGGCAUCAACAUUGCACAACUGGCAGCAGGAGAUUACGAGAUUCGUCCCGAACAUCAAGGUGCUGCCCUACUGGGGUAAUGCCAAGGAUCGUAAGAUUCUGCGAAAGUUCUGGGAUCGCAAGCAUAUCACCUACAACCGUGACUCGGAGUUCCACGUUCUCGUCACAUCGUACCAGCUUGUCGUUCUUGACGCACAAUACUUCCAGAAGGUGAAGUGGCAGUACAUGAUUCUGGACGAGGCCCAGGCUAUCAAGUCUUCCUCAAGUUCGCGAUGGAAGAACCUGCUUGGAUUCAGCUGCCGUAAUCGUCUUCUCUUGACCGGUACGCCAAUCCAAAACAACAUGCAAGAAUUGUGGGCACUGCUUCACUUCAUCAUGCCUACUCUGUUCGACUCUCACGACGAGUUCAGCGAGUGGUUCUCCAAGGACAUUGAAUCACAUGCUCAGAGUAACACCAAACUGAACGAGGAUCAGCUUAAGCGUCUCCAUAUGAUCUUGAAGCCAUUCAUGUUGCGUCGUGUCAAGAAGAACGUCCAACAAGAACUUGGCGACAAGGUUGAGAAAGACAUCUUCUGCGACCUGACAUACCGCCAACGUGCGCUGUAUGCCAACUUGCGUAACCGUGUCAGUAUCAUUGAUCUCAUCGAGAAGGCCGCCACCGGCGACGACACUGACAGCAGCACACUCAUGAACUUGGUCAUGCAAUUCCGCAAAGUGUGUAAUCACCCUGAUCUCUUCGAGCGCGCGGAAACCAAAUCUCCUUUCUCUGCUGCAUACUUCGCAGAAACUGCUUCUUUUGUGCGUGAAGGAAACUUUGUCGAUGUUCGCUAUUCGACCCAGAACUUGAUUGAGUACGAAUUGCCACGUCUUUUGUGCAGCUCUACAGGACGACUUGAUCUUCCUGGCUCUGACAAUCCUCGUGUGGGAUUCCAAAACAAGUACUUGUCGCAGUUGAUGAAUGUCUGGACACCCGAAAAUAUCCAGAAGAGUGCACGUGAAAAUGGCGCGUUCUCUUUCCUGCGUUUCGUCGAUACAUCUGCAGGAGAAGCAAGCGAUAUCGCACGAUUGGGCGUCUAUGAGCGUGCAGAGCGCCGGCGCAGCAAGUCGAACAGACUUUCUGGCUUGAACGUCAUCUAUGAUGAGAGUGAUGAUGCGAAGAACUCCAUCUUAGCUCAUUCCAUGUUGAACAUUGUUGAUCGUAAUGACUGCCAGGCUGUUCGAGAAAUCGCUGUCGAGGGGCGCAUGAAGGAUCUCAUGAAUGUCUCACGCUCAUCAUUCGAAGGCCAAGGUCUCCACCUAAUUGAGCCUUGUGCUGGCCCUAAAGCUUCAGCACCGCCCAUUAUCAUGUCCUCCUCUGGUCAACAGGCGCAUCGGGAAACCAACCAUGCUUUGUUCAACCCAUCUGUUCGCCAAGCACUUUCUGGAAACCGCAGCAGGCGACUCGAGGAGCAGAUCCUCGCUAAGAAGCUUGAUCCUGCACCUUAUUCUCACCCGCCUAUGCUGCCACCACCAGUCUCACUCAAGGGCCGCUACAACCACAUCGAGGUACCAUCGAUGCGUCGUUUCGUGACGGAUUCAGGAAAACUAGCCAAGUUGGACGAGCUGCUGCGGGAACUCAAGCCUGGUGGCCACCGUGUGCUUCUUUACUUCCAGAUGACACGUAUGAUCGAUUUGAUGGAAGAGUACCUGACAUACCGGAACUACAAGUACUGUCGACUGGACGGAAGUACCAAGCUGGAGGAUCGUCGCGAUACUGUCGCAGACUUCCAGUCCAACCCCGAGAUCUUCGUGUUCUUGCUGUCGACCCGUGCUGGUGGUCUUGGUAUCAACUUGACGGCAGCCGAUACUGUCAUUUUCUACGAUUCCGAUUGGAACCCUACCAUCGAUUCACAGGCCAUGGAUCGUGCCCAUCGUCUGGGUCAAACUCGCCAGGUCACUGUUUAUCGCCUCAUCACCCGCGGUACCAUCGAAGAACGAAUUCGCAAGCGUGCCCUGCAGAAGGAAGAGGUGCAGCGUGUCGUCAUUACUGGCGGCGCUUCAGGAGGAGUCGACUUCAACACCCGUGCUCGCGAGAACCGCACCAAGGACAUUGCUCUGUGGCUGGCUGACGACGACGAGGCCGAGCUCAUUGAACAGAAAGAAAAGGAAGCCAUCGAACGUGGCGAAACACUUGGUGCCAAGGGUGGAAAGAAGGCCGCUCAGAAACGCAAGCGAGACCUUACGCUGGACGACAUGUACCACGAAGGCGAGGGCAACUUCGAUGACGCCAGCGCAAAGCCCUCAGGUGCCGCCACGCCCGCCGAGGAGCCUAUGGAGACACCUUCAGCCACGCCUGCGAAACGCGGUCGUGGACGUGGUCCAGGCAAAGGGACCUCGAAACGCGCCAAGACUACAAAAGAGCGUCUUCGUCUGAUCGACGGCGACGGAGGCCUUGAUUAA